This is a messenger RNA of Sclerotinia sclerotiorum 1980 UF-70, 201 nucleotides long. RefSeq lists its product with no specific name. Bases 1 to 201 code for a protein of 66 amino acids. The record is from RefSeq and is a predicted model, not a curated record. The transcript is spliced from 2 exons. Lineage: Eukaryota; Fungi; Ascomycota; Leotiomycetes; Helotiales; Sclerotiniaceae.
AUGUAUAGACUCUGUAAGACGGAAAUUCGGGUUAAACUAUUCAUUGCUAUAUUGAAGUGUUUUCAGGGUACUAACCCGCCAACACCUGCAUCCGAUUUACAAGGUCUGUCAUCGAAUGGGCCAGGUAUCGGUGGUCGUUGGGGUGGUGCUAUGGAUCACUUUCUUCAUCCUGAUGUCGAUAAGUCAAUAGCUAUCUGUUAA